AUGAAUGCGCUGAUGAUAUUCGAUGCUGAAGAUAUCGGAGAAGACAUGGAAGAUCACAAAGACCCCUUGGAACUCAUGCUACCAAUAUCAGGAUGCAACAUAAGAAAGGUUCUGAUCGAUGAAGGAAGCUCAAUCAACAUUCUAUUCUACGAUAUGUUUAAACGAAUGGAAUUGAAUGAUGAGCAGCUGAUGACUUCUUACUACACCAUCUAUGGGUUCAAUGGCGCCCCAACGAAACCGUUAGGAGACAUCGUCUUAGAAGUCAAGGCAGGGCUGAUGAAGGCCAGUACCCGAUUCAGCGUGGUGAACGCACCAUCCCCUUAUAACGCCAUCAUUGGACGAAGAUGGGUGCACAAACUCAAAGGGGUAGCAGCAACAUACCACCAAUACCUUCGGUUCCCAACACCCGAAGGGGUAAUGGAAAUCAAGGGCGACCAACUCACCGCACGGGAAUGUCAGGAUCUACAAAUCAACUCAAUAGUGAAUAAGAAGAGCAGCGUAAAGCCCGAAGGGGGAAAAAGAAAGCUGCAGCUAAAGACAAGGCGAUCGAUCUGUAUCUCGAAUAGAUCUCAGGGAAAAGCCUAA
Molecule: messenger RNA, 585 nt
Organism: Papaver somniferum (opium poppy)
Lineage: Eukaryota; Viridiplantae; Streptophyta; Magnoliopsida; Ranunculales; Papaveraceae
Exons: 1
Coding region: 1-585 (194 amino acids)
Source: RefSeq, a predicted model, not a curated record